Messenger RNA from Staurois parvus, 318 nucleotides. The record is from the annotation of a GenBank genome assembly. Lineage: Eukaryota; Metazoa; Chordata; Amphibia; Anura; Ranidae.
GCCACCUGUCAGUGGCCAUCAGUGCCACGCGCCAGUGCCCAUCAGAACCACAUCAAUGCCACAUAUCAGUGCAUACCAGUGCACAUCAAUGCCACAUAUCAGUGCCCAUCUGAGCUAGUGUCAGCCAUCAGUGCCAGUCAGUGCCACCUAUCAAUGCCAAUCAGUGCCACCUAUCAGUGCCACCUAUCAGUGCCAGUCAUCAGUGCUGCCUAUCAAUGCCAGUCAGUGCUGCCGAUCAGUGCCAGUCAGUGCCGCCGAUCAGUGCCAGUCAUCAGUGCCGCCGAUCAGUGCCACCUAUCAGUGCCAUAUAUCAGUGUC